AGAACAAGUGAAACAACAUAAAGGAGAUUUCAGCUCAAACAUGGAAGAGGAACCACAACCCAAAAGACUGAAAUUUUAAUUACUUUUCAUUCAGGUGUUACUUUUCAUUCCCAACAUUACUCAGAAGAAGAUUAAACCCUGUUUGGUCUUGCCAAGCCCACGUCCGAUAGUUCCUUUUCCCCAAAAUUAUGCAUUGUUUGUUCUCAUUACUUCAUAAAUUUGAUGGGUUCUUCUUGUUUUAUAAGAUAAUAAGGUGGAGCUCACAGAUAAAGUGAGUGGCAUUGAUAGUAAUUUGAAAGUUGAGAAAGUUAAGCAGAAAUUGGAGCUUUUUGGGAUAAUUUGCAACGAUUCUUGUAUUCCUGGACUGUAUAAUCGCUUGUUUUGUCCACAGGUGUGUACUUUUUGUAUUCGUUGUUAUCUUUAUAUGUUGUUGUUCUUGUUUUAAUUUUGGUUUGAAUGUUCAGUGCUUCUGUGGCUUUAGUGUAAAGGAGGUCAGUCAAUGGAGAGAAGUUUGUCUCUUCAUAUAAUCCAAGAUGGGGAUUUUGCAAUGUGGAGGUGUUUUCGAGCUAAUUGUGGAUGGGCAGGCCAGGCCUUUGCAGACAGCAACAACAAUACAAAAGUUUUGUCAUCAAAACAAAUGACAGAAAAUAGCUUAGGAUUAGAACCACUGGGUGACAAGCUAAUUGCAUAUUUUGCUGAGUGGAUGAUAUCUGAGGGAACUCUCCAGAGAAAUUCUGUUAUGCAGUUAUCUGGUGAUCAGGCUGUCAUAGCUUUCCCUUUUAGACAAAAUGGGGUGCUAGUUGGUUGCAAGUACCGAACCUGCCGGGAGAAAAAAAUUUGGCAGGUAUUUGUGCUAAUCCUGUCCUUGGAUUGUUGAAUGGGUAAAUAUAGUUUGAUAUACCAAUGGAAUGGCAGAGAUAUAAGUGGGAAAUAUUUGAUAUAGCACAGCCACAUAAAAUGCUAUAAUUAAUGUGUUUUGGCUUUUAGAAAAGCAAUUCCAGAGAGGUGAUUAAGAUCACAUGGUAACUGACUCCCAAGUCCUAGAUUGAUGGAUUCUCUCACUGCACUCUGAACUAUCCACAAACAAUAUCCUAAGAUCACUCCUAGUUCUGGUAAGAAUAGUAAUAUGGAAAAAAUGGGUUGGCACAGCCCAUUUUACAUGUCCAGUUCUAGCCUAUGGUUUCAGUUUAAGUUCUUUAUUCCUAUGCUUAAGGAGCUGUUUCUUUCAUUUGUUGUGUGGGGAUAGUGAAUUUGUCCGUAGUACAUUAAAGUGCCAUUUCAGUACCUGUCAUUCUUGUU
Molecule: messenger RNA, 1299 nt
Organism: Pistacia vera
Lineage: Eukaryota; Viridiplantae; Streptophyta; Magnoliopsida; Sapindales; Anacardiaceae
Product: twinkle homolog protein, chloroplastic/mitochondrial-like
Exons: 6
Coding region: 500-877 (125 amino acids)
Molecular function (GO): 5'-3' DNA helicase activity; single-stranded DNA binding
Source: RefSeq, a predicted model, not a curated record